Colletotrichum truncatum is the source of this 441-nucleotide messenger RNA. Its product is annotated as reverse transcriptase domain protein. Lineage: Eukaryota; Fungi; Ascomycota; Sordariomycetes; Glomerellales; Glomerellaceae. The record is from RefSeq and is a predicted model, not a curated record.
AUGUCGUCGCAGAUAUCUGUUCUCACGAGCACGACAAGGCUAACCUGCCGCCGGGACUUCCCCGUUUGGUACGACGCUCUCUACGCCGAAGCCGACGCAGCAGACGUCUGGGAUCUCAUAGACCCAGACGACACUACGUCUCCGUCAGACCCAAGAGAGGACGAUGAAGAACUCUCGAUCGAAUCAUGGAUCACGCAGCAGAACGAAAAGCAGCGUAGAACCUAUGAUCGGAAGCGGAAAGCCUACGAUUCGAUUCUCCAGCAUAGGGCAGAAGCGAGUGACGAUACAGGGGAAGAACUCCAGGAGCCUGUAGCACAACCAACUCUCACGCAAAACACGCCCGGGACCUUUGAAAGAUAUACGAACUACCUCGCUUCAAAAUCAGGCCGCGACGUCCUCAAAACUCGUCGGGAGCGGGACUUCGACUCUAUUCAGCGUUAG